Molecule: messenger RNA, 615 nt
Organism: Penicillium manginii
Lineage: Eukaryota; Fungi; Ascomycota; Eurotiomycetes; Eurotiales; Aspergillaceae
Product: GrpB family protein
Exons: 1
Coding region: 1-615 (204 amino acids)
Source: RefSeq, a predicted model, not a curated record
AUGUCUCCAACAGUAGCGCAAAUCAUCGCGCCUUAUGAAUACAAACCCGAGCGCGUGGAGCGCAUAGCAUUCCGAACGGUGCAGCCUCCCAUUACCAUUCUCGAGCCAAACCCAGUCUGGCAUCAACGCUUCGAAGAAACCAAAGAGCGAAUUCAGAGCGCUCUCGGGGAAAUAAUCAUUGACAUCGCGCAUUCCGGCUCUACCAGUGUUCCAGGCCUACCAGCCAAAGACAUUAUAGAUAUUGACCUCUCUCUAAAGGACGCAGCGGACGAACAAUCAUACGUGAAGCUGCUCGAGGCAGCAGGGUUUCUAUUUCUUCUCCGUGAGCCUGGAUGGCAUCAACAUCGAUUCUUUGUGGAGGACUGGCCCGGCGCAUAUCAUGUUAAUCUCCACGUUUGGGGUCCCGACUCGCCAGAGGUUGUCCGGCAUCGUAUCUUUCGUGACUGGCUUUUUAAGAAUCCGGAGGAUCUUCAAUUAUAUGCGAAAGUGAAACGUGAAGCGGCUGAGCAAUCGGCUAUUGCUGGGGAUUCGAUGAUGGAUUAUACACAGCGGAAAGAUAAAACCAUUCAGGAUAUCCUUGGAAGAGCGUUCCGAGAUCUGGGUUACAUUCAGUGA